AUGUCAAUGGUUUGUCAAAAUUCACAUGCAUGUUGUGCUACCAUGCUUCCCUGUUUGUGCGAAUUGUAAAUAAUUUCAGCUAAAAUGGCUUGUAAAGUGCACAAAGUGAGAUAUUAUAAUCCAAAACCACACUCAAUAAAUUGUGUUUCAUAUAAUAAGUCCAACAAACAAGUAGCUGUAGCCAGGGAAGAUGCUUCAAUUGAAAUUUGGGAUCUUAGUUAUGCUCCUUACCUGUUGAAAUUCAUACCUGGUGUAGAAUCAGGUUCCGUGGAGGCACUAGGGUGGGUGAACGAGCGGCUAUUAUCAACCGGCCUCGGGGGUGCUCUAAUCGAGUGGGACCUCGACAAACUCACCCUAAAGAAAACAGUGUUAUUAACAGGCUAUGCCGCUUGGUGCCUAGAUGUGAACACAGCCAAUACUCUAGUGGCAGUUGGCACAGAACAGGGCUAUGUUAAUCUUUAUUCAGUAGAAAAUGAUGAUAUUGUGUAUCAAAGACUUUUUGACAAGCAAGAGGGAAGGAUAAUGUGCUGCAAGUUCGACAAAGCAGGAAAUGUUCUAGUAACAGGAUCAAUAGAUACAAUAAGAGUAUGGAAUGUGGCAACAGGCCAGGCCAUGACCCGCAUGUCAGCUCGGAGGCGGGGCAAGGAGACCAUUGUGUGGUGCCUCAGUGUGCUCAGCGACAACACUGUGGUGUCCGGAGAGAGCCAUGGACGACUGACAUUCUGGGACAUCACCACUGGUGACCAGAUAGAGUCAUACACUCCCCACAAGAUGGACAUUCUAUCAGUGGCAGUAUCUGAGGAUGAGGAAAAGUUGUACUGCAGUGGUGUGGACCCGACCCUCGUCGGCUUCAUCAAGGUGAAGAGCAGCAAGCAGAAGGGGCAGGGACAGUGGGCCAAGAAUGUGCAGAGGCAUAUUCAUGAACAUGAUGUCAGAGGCCUGGCGCUAAUCGGCGACAUCCUUCUCUCCGUGGGCGUGGACGGGUACAUGACGUUCUCCAGCUACCCGCCCAAGUGGGUGUCGCGCGCGCCGCCCAUGCCGCCGCCCGCGCGCAGCCACGCCAGCGCCGCCAGGAAACUGCUGCUGCUCAAGUACCACAACAGCCUAGACGUCUGGAAACUCGGCUCCUACGCCACAAACGAAGAAGGCAACGUAGUCAAGAGCCAAUUUUCCCUAAAACCCUCCACACCGAGCAAACCCAACAAGAACUUAGAACACGAUUCAGCUGUGGCCACAAUUAGCAAGGCCAAUGUUGGUAAAGUGAAAGGGCAGUCGCUGAAACUUACAGAGAAUACUAUGAAGCUGGUGACGAUCCAGACUAAAGGGAAGAAGCAGAUCACUUGCAGUUGUUUGUCGCCUGAUGGAGAGUUUAUAUUGUACGCUACAGACAGCUGUAUAAGGAUGUUGAAACUGGAAUCGGACGACGAAGCGAACACGACAUCUCUAUCCAAGGUGCUAGUGAGCGGUCUCCCAGCUGUGACCUGCGACCGCGCGGCGUUCUCACACGACUCGCAAUACGUGGCGCUGCACUGCACGGGGACCAUCUACAUACUGCAUGUGGAUGCUGAGGCGGGCGCUACGGUGGUGCAGACUAUUGCUACUGCUAAGUACCUAAAAGCGUCAACCCUCCUGCACCUGCAACUAUCACCACCAGCGCCAUCUGGCGACGUCUACCUAGUAGCAGCAGACACAGCGGGCGCGAUCGCUGUGUGGAAGAGAAAUAAGAAGAAGUACGAAGCAUACGCCUCGCUGCCCACGUACCAGUGUGUGCCGUCAGCGUUGACGAUCAAUCAUGAGGCGGAGACGGUGAUUGCGGUGUAUGUGGAUCAGAAGAUAGUGGAAUACGACCUGACCGCCAAGAAGUUCAACUCGUGGCCCGACACCAGCCUACCUCCAGAGUGGUACAGCCGGCGCUCGGCCGUGCGCGCCGUGCACCCGCAUCCCGUGAGGAAGCACGCACUCGUGUUUACUGAUGACACGUCCAUGUGGGUGUUGGAGCGGAACGCUGAGAAUGACGACGAGGAAGAUGAACCAGUGUCAAAAAAGAAAAUAGAAAACGGUGAAAGCCGCAACGCCUCAGUACGGGUUGUUCCUAUAAAGUACCUGUCAGACUUCCACUGGCUGGGUGACGACGAGGCGGUGAUCGUGGAGCAACUCCCUGAGAACAUCGUGGCUCUACUGCCGCCAGUCGUGCAGAUGAAGAGGCAACCCUACCUCAUGUGAACAUGUGUAGAGUUAUAAACAGUGGUGUGGUUGUGAAGCAAAGCAUUUUAAAAUAGGGCUGUCAAAACCGAUAAAAUAUACCGUUUUAA
Messenger RNA from Plutella xylostella (diamondback moth), 2312 nucleotides. It is a transcript of the gene l(3)72Dn, whose product is annotated as UTP4 small subunit processome component l(3)72Dn. NCBI's taxonomy places the organism in Eukaryota, Metazoa, Arthropoda, Insecta, Lepidoptera, Plutellidae. Gene Ontology annotation, cellular component: small-subunit processome; 90S preribosome; t-UTP complex. Gene Ontology annotation, molecular function: protein binding; RNA binding. The record is from RefSeq and is a predicted model, not a curated record. Gene Ontology annotation, biological process: maturation of SSU-rRNA from tricistronic rRNA transcript (SSU-rRNA, 5.8S rRNA, LSU-rRNA).